AUGCCUAGAGCCCCCAAACCAGUACAGGAAUCGUACUGCGACUGCCUCCGCUACUGCUGUGGUGUUCUCACCAAAUUCAGUAAGAAAACCUACGACAAACAUGCACCAUUUCGAACACCUCCACAACAACCCCAGUUCAGCCAAAGUUUUCGUGGAUUAUCUCCAAGGGCAUCGCCCUCUGUGGAAAACGUCAGUUCCAAGAUGCGAUACUUGAACAAAACUCGCCUUUUACUCUUGAUCAAAGUCAUCGCCCUUUUCAAUGCAAACCAACGUGACGAGGCAAUUUUGCGCGUCCAAGAGCUAGUUACCACUCGUCUCAGUGUGAAUUCUCUUGCGUGUGCUAUCGUGGAAGUGAGUGCUUUUGGUACAAUCAACUCCUGA
Molecule: messenger RNA, 381 nt
Organism: Suillus plorans
Lineage: Eukaryota; Fungi; Basidiomycota; Agaricomycetes; Boletales; Suillaceae
Exons: 3
Coding region: 1-381 (126 amino acids)
Source: RefSeq, a predicted model, not a curated record